This is a messenger RNA of Alternaria arbusti, 432 nucleotides long. RefSeq lists its product as uncharacterized. The record is from RefSeq and is a predicted model, not a curated record. NCBI's taxonomy places the organism in Eukaryota, Fungi, Ascomycota, Dothideomycetes, Pleosporales, Pleosporaceae. The transcript has a single exon. Bases 1 to 432 code for a protein of 143 amino acids.
AUGCCUUCAACGAAGCGACCUGCUCCACGAUCUGCGUCGCCGCAGACCCCUCACCCCAAGCGCAUGAGGACCUCCGACAGUGUCCAAAAAGCAACGCGUUCGAGCAUAUCUGCGGUUGAACCAGGCGUCAUUGAUGUCAUGAACCGCGCGCUGGACUACACCAACGCCGCAACGAAGUACUGGAAGAUUGCCGCCAAGGAAGCCAAUGCCGAGAUCGAUCACUGGAAGAAGGAGUGCAAGCGAUGGAGCGACAAGGCUAGCAGAAGCGAUGCUGCUGUGGUGGACGAGAAGCGUGAGAGGCUCGUGGCACAAAACGCACAGCAAGACGCGGAGCGUCGUUGCGCCCAGUUGUUGGCAAAGCUGGCCACACACAGGGACGCCCUCCUGCAGAUUGGCGGCCUGUCCAAGAGAACAACCGAUGGUAAGUCCUGA